This is a messenger RNA of Pisolithus orientalis, 1068 nucleotides long. RefSeq lists its product as uncharacterized. The coding region runs from base 126 to 698 and encodes 190 amino acids. The record is from RefSeq and is a predicted model, not a curated record. The transcript is spliced from 4 exons. NCBI's taxonomy places the organism in Eukaryota, Fungi, Basidiomycota, Agaricomycetes, Boletales, Pisolithaceae.
GUAGGGUGUCGAUUGGUAAAAACGGAUUAUCCGCAGUGUCUCUUGGCAUUAUGGCAACAGCCACCUGGCCGUCCUAUUUCUCACCUUUCUACUUGCUUCCUCCAUACUGAACACCCUCCGCCGCGAUGAUCCCCGUCUUGCAACAGCCCACCGCCAGUGCCAUGCCCGCCCAUUUUAACGACUCACUCUACCCGUCAGACGAAAAAUGCGGCGGAACCCAUGCCUCCCGCUGUCAAAUCGACUACUAUAACUAUGUCGACGAGUCCCAAGCACCUUGUCGGUGCUCACAAGCCCGCUCCCACCGUACAUGCCACAAAGCACGACUACGGAAAAUGCUGGGUCCUAUCCUACUCACGCUCCUCGUUCUCGGAGGCAUCAUCCUCGUGUGGUGCAUGACAGACAUGGAUCUGUUUGGAGCGGUGUUCGGAGGUGACGGUGACCCAUUGUCCUUGGUUAAACGACAGUCUUCAUCGAGUGGAUCGAGCUUCACGAACAACAAAUUAUACCUCAUUGUCAUUUUCGUGGGGUUGUUCCUGGUGGUGAUAGCUGCCAUUAUGCUUAGUUUCUGGUGCUGCAGAGGUGCAUUUGAGAAUCCGCUCUGUUGUCCGUGCUACCUGUGCGCAUGUUGCGGUGGUCUCGCUUGUCUGGAAUGUAUUGGGUGUGGGCUCUGCGCUGCUGGAUUGGACGAAGCAAUGUAACCCACCCUUACGAAGUUGCAUCUCCGUAUCAUUGCCCUUUUUCCGUUUAUCUUCUUGGACAUUUUCUCGAACCUUAUUCCUGUUCAUCCACGUGAACGGUUCGAAGCACCGCGGACUGUCAGGCGCACAAAAAUGGUCGCCCUCAUAGCUUUUUCAUUUUUUGAACGGACCGAAUGCGUGUGAGGCCGUCUCACCCCACUUUCCAUGCCACUCUUUCGUAUCUGAAAUAUUGUAUAUCCUGAUACCAAGCAAGCUCAUGUCGUACGUGAUACCGUGUUAUUCUAUCACAGCAACCAGUGAGCCAGUCCCAUGGUAUGAUUCCUCGGUGUGGGGGUGAAUCAUUCCACGAUCUCCGUGUCCAACGGUGUGU